Messenger RNA from Vitrella brassicaformis, 5462 nucleotides. The record is from the annotation of a GenBank genome assembly. NCBI's taxonomy places the organism in Eukaryota, Vitrellaceae.
CACAAUCUCACUUAAGUGAGUUGAUUGGCUGACUGACUGGCCAUUGGCCGCCCAACAGCGGCACGGAUCCAAACGCUCUUUCUGUACACUCAGGUCCAUCCAUCCGUCUAUCCAUCUGGCACCGAGACACCAUCCACACGUGGUCAGUCAGUCAUUAUGGCACAGAACACACAGUGUCGACACAACAAAACCCAUACAUACUAACUAUCCUCUGACUGACUGGCAUGCUACCGUUAGUACAAGUAUGCCGCCCUCGUCUUGUCUCAUCUCAUGUCGGACACGGCUCGAGUGCACCCAAGCAGCAAGCCACAGAUACAUAUCAAAAUCCAGAUCUGCCAGGCACAACCUCAUAACCAUACCCGUAGCCACUGUCCACUGCCGGGGGCGGUGGCGGUAGCGGCUGCGGCCGCGCGCGGCCUCUCCGCUGUGGUGGCGGUUGCUGCUGCUGGAACACCUGGUCCUCCUCAAUGCCCUCCCGCGCCUCAGCCACGAGCGCAUCAUCGAUCCACGUGCCUCCUGGUGGUGGUGCCUCCUCCUCGAAUGCGUCCUCUCCCUCUCCGCCUUCUUCGUCUUCGCUUUCAUCGGGUAUCUCCCCCCCGGUGCCCGUUGCCUCCUCAUACAGCACCUCCUCCAGCAACACACGGUCCCUCGACGAGCUGUCCAGCGGCUGCUCCUCCCGCACCUACAUCGAUAAAGACACACAAUAUGUAUGGCACACAACGCCAUUGUGGAUGGAUGGAUGGAUGGACGGACGGAUGCGUCUCUCUCGCGCUCUCUCUCUCUCUCUCUGUGUGUGUGUGUGUGUGUGUGUGUCUCACAGGGUAUCGGUCGAUGCGCCUGACGGCGGCAGCAGCGAGUUCGGGCACCUGGGCGCUGACGACGCGGUCCCGGAUGUACCCAUGGGGCAGAGACGACAGCUGGCGGAGCACCUCGGCUGUACGCCUGAAUGCAGUCAAUGCAAUGCAGCCACACAUCAAUUCAAUGGUGAAUGAGUGAGUGAGUGAGUGAGUGAGGCAGGCGCGAGGGAUGGCGGGUCGGGUGUCUGUGGUGGCUUGGCUGACCGUAUGAGGCUGCAGAGGUCUCCCUGCUCGAGGUUGGUUCGUGCGGUGAGCUCCUCCCAGCUCAUGCCGUCUGCCCACGCCUCCACCAGACUGGCCGUGUUGAUGUCCACAGGGAUGCUGAGGUCAAUCAACUCACUGAACCACACACACACACACACACACACACAUGGGUGGUGGUGACGUGUGUGUAUGUGUGUGGUGUUUCACGAGCGCACUUUUCCUGGUCUUCCCUGAGCCUCUCGGCGUGGUCUUCCAGUUCGGACACAGCGUCCAUCAGCGCAGACGACGGACGCACCCUGACACACACCGCGCCGCACCCAAGGCGACACACACAUACUCCCCUCCUCGCUGCCCUCCUCUUUGAUUGUUUGAUCUCACUGACUGACUGACUGACUGACUUGAUGUCCGAAGCCUUGCGCGAGAAGUCCUUGGUGACGGCGUGUAUGAGGCCCGCAAACUGUGACGGGUUGAGGCGGUCGAUGACAGGCUCCCAACACACCACAUGGCCCAGCCACAGCUCAUUGGCGGCGUUGAGGUAGCCCACCAGUGAGCCGAAUGAGGUCGGCACGAACUCGUCGGUGAGUGCGCCCCACUUGGCGAGGACUCUGCCGACGGCGAGGAACUCCUGCCAUGGCGGCCGCGUGAGGCUGCCGUAGGCCUCCUUGAGCUCGUUGAGCUGGGCCGUACGGGCGGACCUGUUGCCGCGCUUCAACUGCUUCUCCAACGCUAGCAGAUCCAAACCCAUCCUCAAGACCUGCAGGGACACACAGACGUGGGUGUAGUGUGGUGUGGUGUAUCUGCAUUCUCUUUCACUUCACUCAGGCACCUCACCUGCUGCCUGUCUGUGCGCGUGUGAAUGGCCGCCUCUUCCAGGUUCCUCUGCGCCCGCUCCACCACCUUGGUCUGCCGCGCCACGGCGGGCGGCUGCACGGCUGCUGCGGGCGGCACCACCUCGCUCCCCACCUCCUCACACAGAUCAUACAGGAUCGCCCCCUGACGGUCCGUCGGCUCGUCAGGCAUCUCCAGCCAAUACAGACCCGGCAGCACCUCGCCCCACACAGGGCCAUCGCCCUCUCCCUGCCGCUGCUGUUGGUUGAGCCACACGGCCAUGGUGUCCACGACGGUUCGUGCGUCGGGGUAUGGCAGCCCCACUUGGCUGCGGGGGUCCAGGUUGACGAUGGCGUUGGGGCAUGCGACCACCAGCUGGCCGGUGGUGGUCAGCACUAUUGCCAGGGGGGCCCGGGCAAGGGCACCCGUUGAGAGCUGGGGGGGUCUGAAUUGCUGGUCGAGCAGGCCGACGAAUGCCCCCACCUCGCCGUUGAUGAGCUCGACGGCCCCGCCCUUGCGGAAGGUGGGCAGCAUCUUGCUCACGGCCGCCGCACGGUCUGCCUCUGCGCUGGUGCGGACCGUUGACAGCCUGCAUCACAUCACACGCGAUGCAGCCACAGACCACGUGUGUCGAAAGGGGGGUGAUGUGUGUGUCUGUGUCUGUGCGUGUGUGUGUGUGUGUGUGUGUGGACUGACUGACUCACUGACCAGUCCUUCUCUGCCUGCAGCCGCUGGAAUGCCCUGCGAUAGAUGUCGAGCUCGUUCAUGUCCACGCCCAUCUGCAGGCAGCCAGGAGGCUACACACAUUCCUUCCGCCCACCCACACCACACCGCCCAUAGGCACGCACCUCUCGCAAUCUCUGUCUGGUGUCGUUGAUCCUCUCCUUGGCCACUGCAGGGUCGAGUAUUUCCAUCCUGCCCUCGGCCUCCCGCCGUCGGGCCUGCAGGAAUACCCCGAAGCUCUUCUCUAUCAGCUCGCGGCUCUUGCUCAGGUCCCGCACCCGCAGCACGUUGGUGGCCAGGCCGUACGUGAUGCGGAACUGGCUCUUGAUCGAGUCCAAAGGGGCCAGCAGCGUCAUCGCCGCCUCACGAGCGUCAGUCCUGCCGUAUAUAUGCCAGCCACACACACACACAAACGUACACCUAUGCGAUGCGACAAGGAAGGGACGGAGGCACAUCCACCCAGCCACCCACCCCACCUGUCGCUGCGAAUGAGUACGACGGAUCCCUCGUGGUCUUUGCCUCUCCUGCCGGCCCUGCCGGCCAUCUGCAGCAGCUGCGAGGUGGACAGCCGCGUGAGGCCCUCGCUGCCGUACUUGCGCAGCACCGUGAUGGCCGUCGUGCGGGCUGGCAUGUUGACGCCGGCAGCUAGGGUCUCAGUCGCGAACAGCACUUUGAUCAGAUUGGCGUUGAAAAGCUCCUCCAACAAGAUCUGACAGACAGACAGACAGACAGACGGUGAGAGACAGAGAGUGGUGCAUCCAUGUAUGCCAUCGGCUGGCUGGCUGAGCCACCUGCCUACCUACCUUGUAUAGUGGCAGCAGGCCCGCGUGGUGGCUGCCAAUGCCCUACACCACACGCAUCACAUCACAUCACACACAGAACCGACCAUCAUGGGUACGCAGGCAUGAAGCACCCAGCCCAUCCCCCCUUCCCCCUCCCCCCUCCCACCUUUCUGAGUAGACCAAUCCUCCAUGGCUCAAUGAGCAGCUCCGGGUUUUCCUGCGCAAACUCCCGCAGCUUGGCCUGCACGGCCUGCUUCUCGGCCUCGCUCAGCAGCUCCAUGCUGUCGGCCGCCAGCCGACGGGCACUGCUGUCGCAGCCAGACCUGCAUGCCAUGAAGAAGACACACGAAUGACAUGUGUGUGUCGUGGGUGUGCGUGUGUGGGUGGGGGGGGUGUCCCCCGCAGGGAAUCAAGGUAGCCAACGUACCUGGAGAACAUGAAAAUGAUUGCCGGCAGCAGCUGCUUCUUGCGCAUCUGCGACACGAGCUUCGACAGAGUGGGCGUCUCUGCGUCAGCUAUCUGAUCCACACAAUAAAUAUUCAACAAACGGCACCCUGUUAUGUGUCGCCCGAAUGCUUCCCCUCCCCUCCCCUCUCUGUCUGUCGCUGUUUGCUUGCCUGUUUGGCGCUGACGAGGGACUGCAGGGAUCGCUCCUUGCGGCCCUCGAACUGGUCGACGUCGUCAUCGUCAUAGCUCAUGAGCUUCUUGAGUUGCCGCGCCCGCCGCCCACCGCGGCCUCCGUUGUUGGACUGCCGCCUCAGCCUCGCCUCGAUCCCGGGACGGUGACGCUUCACCAACGAACGAAUCGUAUCCCUGACACACACACACACAUACACAGCGCAGGAGGCCACAAGCGAGAAGGGAGAAUGGCACGAAUGCAUCCUUCCUUGUCGGUGCGGCUGAGGGUGAUUGCAUACUCACUUGCGAAGGUCUUCAAAGACGGGGUUGAGGGGUAUAAGCGGCGCUCGAGGCUUCUUGGGUGUGAUGAUCUUGCCCUCGCUGGCCCGCAGCCCCCCCGCCAGCUCCAGGAUGUCCUCCUCGGCGGCCAUGUCCUCCUCCUCCCCCUCAAGCAACGGCACGCCGUUGCGCGCGCCGGGGCCCGCUUCCGCAUCUCUGAAGAGGGGGUAGAGGCCCUUGUUGGUGGCGAACAUGUAUCGGAGUGGGACAGGGCGGUGCUCAGACACGACCAGGUCAGUAGGGCCGUGGACGCCGGCGAGCCAGUCUUUAAGGUCCAUUGGGUUGGCCAUGGUGGCGCUGAGGCCGACGAUGUUGAUGUGUUUGGGGCAGUUGAUGACGCACUCCUCCCACACGGUGCCCCGGCUGGGAUCGUUGAUGUAGUGGAAUUCGUCGAAUAUCACCGACACCGUCUCGCCAGUCAGCUUGGACGGCACGUAGCUGUACUCGUCCUCGCGGAUCGCCUCACCGUACAAAAUGUUCCGGAACACCUCUGUCGUCAUCACCAGCACAGGCGCCUCACGAUUGCGCACCACGUCGCCCGUCAGGAGGCCGACGGUCUCCUCGCCGUAGAUCUGCUGGAAGUCCGAGAACUUUUGGUUGCUGAGAGCCUUGAGGGGCGACGUGUAGAAGACCUUGCGGCCGCGGGCAAGGGCGAACCAGAUCGCCAUCUCGGAUAUCACCGUCUUGCCGCUCCCUGAUUAACGCCCAGACACACACACACACAUUCACAUACACCCACGAUGACAAGCCUCCUUGCUUUCUCUUCUGAGGGCAGACAGACAGCUGGGCUGGCUGACCUGUUGGUGCCGAGACGAUGACGUUCCUGCUCUUGAGUAUGCUCCGGAGCGCCUCCACUUGGAAGGCAUCCAGGGUGAAAGGAAACAGCGCCUUCAUCAGUUCCUCCAUCUCGCCGUUAGUCAGAUAAUCGCUGCCCGCCCGGGACGUUAUCACCGCCUCCAGCAGAUUGAUGGCCGCCGGCGACCCCGCCACACGCCGAAUGUCUUCAACACUCACAGGCAAGGACAUGCCGUCAUGCAUAGCACCAACAGGCGCAGCAUCGUCCGUUCGUGUCGGGGUGCGGCGGGCGUGCAGAUGCGUUGAUGCGCGUCGG